Messenger RNA from Lindgomyces ingoldianus, 792 nucleotides. RefSeq lists its product as uncharacterized. The transcript is spliced from 6 exons. The record is from RefSeq and is a predicted model, not a curated record. NCBI's taxonomy places the organism in Eukaryota, Fungi, Ascomycota, Dothideomycetes, Pleosporales, Lindgomycetaceae. The coding region runs from base 1 to 792 and encodes 263 amino acids.
AUGCCUCAUUGCCUCCGGGCGUUCACCCCUACGAACACAAGUAGCACAGCAGAAAAGCCUAUUCUCAUUACAACAAUGGAUAGCGACAAUUUCGUAAACGCCGCAAUCGUUACACUGAAGAAUUUCUGGCAUUCCAAUUCCAACCAAUCCCCUCCGCACGUCCCACUAACAUCCUUAAUUCCAGUUAUCAAGCCGUGGUCCCUCAACCCACUCCCCCCUUGGCGAUUGCGACCUCGAUACAUCAAGACAGCACCAAUAUUGCACACGCUUGGAGGCACUGCCUUCUCAAAAGGUAGGCCAUCCGCUCUUCCUUCCGAAGCAGAGAACGCAAGACUCGUCGCCGAAAGGUUUGGUAAUUUGCGCAUAACUACCAUAAAUCGGAGUUUCAGCAUCCAGGAUCUUGAAGCUGGACACUACUCAACCCGCAAUAUAUCGCGAAUGCUUCGCAGAUCAAAAGGCUCAGAUCACUCACCGUCAACGCAAAAAUGUUGUCUUGUAGAUUACCAACAUGGGAAACCAGCUACACUCUCACUCCCUCUAUUAAGCCCUUUCAAAAUCGGCGACGUGAUCGAAGAAUGGUUUAACCACAAGCUACUCUUUUUUCCGUUCGCGUUCGAGCGCUUCCUAUUCUCGCACCAGGACAUUUCGGCUCCGAACAUUACUGUAACUUCGCUGGGCCAAGCGGAGCCCACGAUGCCUGCGUGGUGGCCUAAAGAGCCGACGCUGGAGGCGAAUAUGCACACACAUUUUCUCCCAGCCUCGGUCAGAUUCCAGGCCGCUUGCGGGCAUUAA